Molecule: messenger RNA, 372 nt
Organism: Pocillopora meandrina
Lineage: Eukaryota; Metazoa; Cnidaria; Anthozoa; Scleractinia; Pocilloporidae
Source: the annotation of a GenBank genome assembly
UCAGGGUCGGUGCACUGCAAUCCUUCAACUGGCGCAUCUUAUUGGGGCUGCACAAAUUCGUUUCAUUAUAAAGAUAAGUUAAUGACAAUCGUCACAGAUGACAGCAAUAACGCCAUUCUGCCUCCCGUUGAGGACAUCGAAGGAUUAAAGCCCGGUAAUUCUCACCAAUGUGGUAUCAAAAAACACUUUUACAGUCUUGAUGGCGCCAGCCUUAAUUCACCACAGCUCACUUUUCGCAACCUUUCAAAUCCAUUCUCUGUGUCACGCGGUCAAGAGAUGCGGAUAUGGUAUGGACAGGAUUGGAAAGACUGCUCGGAAAAUGACGGUAACAAGGGCAAAACCUGUGUUGAUGUGUACGCAUGGUAUGUUUAA